Messenger RNA from Bactrocera latifrons, 1824 nucleotides. Its product is annotated as aldehyde dehydrogenase X, mitochondrial-like. NCBI's taxonomy places the organism in Eukaryota, Metazoa, Arthropoda, Insecta, Diptera, Tephritidae. The transcript is spliced from 6 exons. The record is from RefSeq and is a predicted model, not a curated record. Gene Ontology annotation, molecular function: aldehyde dehydrogenase (NAD+) activity. Bases 165 to 1622 code for a protein of 485 amino acids.
CUAACUUAUAAAAAGCGGCCACAAAUCAGCAAUUUUAGUUGUGCCUGUGCUGCAGACGAAAUUGUGGUGAAAUUAGUUCUUAGAGUACCUAAGCCGGUGCGGGAAGUGUUCUAAAUAUAAAAAAUAAAUAUUUUAAAUAAUUAAUCGUGAAAACAACAAACGUCAUGGCUAAUCCAAAUGAAGUACCAAAAUAUACACAGCUUUUCAUCAACAAUGAGUUCGUUGACGCCGUCUCUGGAAAAAAGUUUCCAACUAUUAAUCCAGCAACUGGCAAGGUGAUUGCCCAAAUUGCGGAGGGUGAUAAGGCUGACGUCGACUUGGCUGUAGCUGCCGCUAAGAAAGCAUUCCAUAGGAACUCAGCAUGGCGCAAACUGAGCCCACUCGAACGUACAGCGCUCAUCGAAAAGCUCUGCAGUCUCAUGGAACGUGACAAAUACAUUUUGGCUAGCUUGGAGACACAGGACAAUGGCAAGCCAUUCACAUCGGCCAUAGGUGAUGUCAUGUUCGCCAUUAUGGCAUUGAAAUACUAUGCCGGCUGGACCGAUAAGUUUUUCGGUGACACCAUACCCGGUGGUGAUUUCGUUGUACAGACACGUAAAGAACCCAUUGGUGUGGCUGGUCAAAUCAUUCCAUGGAACUAUCCCCUGGUUAUGUUGGCAUGGAAGUGGGCACCCGCUCUCGCUGUCGGUUGUACGAUUGUCAUGAAACCCGCUGAACAAACACCACUUACCGCUCUUCAUAUGGCCGCUUUGUCUAAGGAAGCUGGUUUUCCUGCUGGUGUCAUCAAUGUCAUUCCCGGCUACGGCCCCACCGCGGGUGCUGCGAUAUCAGAACAUCACGAUAUACAGAAGGUCGCAUUUACUGGUUCCGCAGAAAUUGGACGCAUCAUUAUGCAGGCGGCAGCCAAGUCAAAUUUGAAGCGUGUUACGCUGGAAUUAGGUGGCAAGAGUCCAUUUGUGGUAUUCGACGAUGUUGAUGUUGACAAAGCUGUGCAGUUAACACACGACGCAAUUUUCCCCAAUCAAGGUCAAACUUGUUGCGCCGGCACACGCACCUAUGUGCACGAGAAGAUCUACGAUGAAUUUGUUAAAAAAUCUGUGGCUUUGGCAAAGGCUCGUAAAAUUGGUGAUCCUUUCGAGGCGUCAACUAAUCACGGUCCACAAAUCGAUGAGGAAAUGAUGAACAAAAUUUUGGGUUAUAUUGAAAUUGGCCAAAAACAGGGUGCUAAGCUGCAAUGUGGUGGCAAGCGCGUCGGCAAUGUCGGUUACUUUAUCGAACCAACGGUGUUCUCCGAUGUUACAGACAAAAUGAGAAUCGCACAGGAAGAGAUCUUUGGACCGGUUAUGUCAAUCUUUAAAUUCAGCGACAUUGAAGAGAUUAUCGAUCGCGCCAACGACGUGGAAUACGGCCUAGCCGCUGGCAUUCUUACCAAUGACAUCAACAAAGCGACGAAAUUCGCAAACAACGUGGAUGCCGGUUCCGUUUGGAUCAACUGCUACAGUGCAGUGCUGCCACAAGCACCGUUCGGCGGCUACAAGCAAUCUGGUAUCGGACGUGAGAUGGGUCGCGAUGGUUUGAACAAUUAUCUGGAGACCAAAACUAUCACCACCAAAAUAGUCUAAAUCAGCGCCGCAGUAGUUUGAUGCACAAUUGAACUAUUUUUUUUCACAUUUAUACUUUAAUUAGUUUUAUUACAUAAUAUAUUUCUGUUAUACACGCACACAGUGGUUAAAAGCACUAAAAAUUCAUAUAAAAAUCAAUAAAUAAUAUUUGAAAUAAAAUAAUGCAUUAAGGUAAAUAUUACAGAGUUGCGGCCAUCUCGUA